CCAGUUCUCAAGUGACCAACUUUAAGCUCAAUCGCAUUUUCCGCAUCAGGAGUCUCUAGGAAGCUUCCUUAAAAAUUCCUUUAUCCCACGGGGUUGAUCCUGAUCCCUUCUGACGUCGCGUGCAUCUUUUACCCAAAGGGUUUCCGGACGGAGUUUUAGAUAUUUAAUCGACUCCGACGCAACCACUUUCGCAACAUCUCCAGUCUCUAUCUUUUCACAUUCAACCUUCUUUCAACAAACAAACAAACUUCAUACUUCGAAACUUCGAUAUUCAAUUCUUCAAAAAUGGCUCAAGAACAAGAAUGGCAUCACAAGGGUAGCUCUUGCUGCAGCCCCUUCGGCACCUGCAUGCUCUCUUGCUGCUGCCCAUGCAUCACCUAUGGUCGCGCCAAAUACCGCGUCAAGAAUGACGGCAACAUGAACGGCUACUCAUGCUGCAACAUGCCCUGCGUCGGCUUCACCUUCCUCUCCUGCCUGGGAUUCUCCUUCAUCCUGCCCAUGAUCAACCGCGGCGACAUGCGCGCCAAAUACCACCUCCAAGGCAACGGCUGCAAGGACUGCCUGUGCGCCUGCUUCUGCACGCCCUGCGAUGUCACCCAGCAGGACAAGGAGAGCGAGUUCCGCGAGGAGCAGAAGCACACGCUCAUGCAGCCCGGCAAGGUCGACCAGAUGCACUACGGCCGCAAGUAAGCAGUAGCAUUGCGCUCGCACGAGACGUGAUUUAGCUUCUUUUUUUUCAGCUCAGCGGGAGGAGUUUGCGAUUUAGGAACGGGGCCAAGACAGGAAAUUAAGAUUAUCUACCUAUAUCAGGCAAUUUCUGACUAUUUUCGUUUUACGCAACCUUGGGGAUCAACUGUUUGCCUUUGCUUUUUUGCUUUUCUUAUGUGUUUGGGCUUAAUUGCGGAGUUUUGUGGCACAGAUCUUGGAGGAGAUAAACUUACACGGGCAAAAGAUACCAACCAAAUAAACAAUUUCUCAACAUCUU
Molecule: messenger RNA, 985 nt
Organism: Aaosphaeria arxii CBS 175.79
Lineage: Eukaryota; Fungi; Ascomycota; Dothideomycetes; Pleosporales
Product: PLAC8-domain-containing protein
Exons: 3
Coding region: 286-690 (134 amino acids)
Source: RefSeq, a predicted model, not a curated record